Klebsormidium nitens is the source of this 4325-nucleotide messenger RNA. Lineage: Eukaryota; Viridiplantae; Streptophyta; Klebsormidiophyceae; Klebsormidiales; Klebsormidiaceae. The record is from the annotation of a GenBank genome assembly.
GCUUUGCAUGUCUUGACCAACCAUUCUCGGACUCCCGUCUGGCACAGAGUUCCGCAAUGGCGCGACUUGCCAGGUAGGACGUAGGCUUUGUUGGUUGCCACCUGGGGGCUGGAAAGGGGACAGUUCGGCAUGUGAAGAAGUGAGUAUCGUCGAAGGGACUCUGCAAAUAGUUCGCUGGCUUGACGAGGGACCCGGUUUCAGACCUUUUCCAGAUGGAGCCAGCCCCUAAGAAAACAGUUGCGGAAGUCGCCCCAGGCAUAGCCGCCGAUCCUGUGGUGGCUAGAAGGCCGGAGCAAUGGGGGUUGCUGACAGCAGUGUCGGCUGCCGCAAAGGAGCGCAAGCAGGGUCAGGACAUCAUUCUCUACAGAAAGGAGCAUUUGCUCGGCAGACUCGUCCCAGACACCCACUACAAGUUUGACCUGACCAACGUCAGCGGAAAGCACUGUAAAGUGUUUCUGGAAACCAGGAAAACCGAAGAGGGAGAGGAGACGGUGGUUCUCGUGCAAGACUCCAGCUCGAAUGGCACGUUUAUCAACGGCGUGCGAUUGGAGAAGGGGGGGACGCCUUUGGUGCUCCAGAAUGCCGACAUACUUUCCCUGGUGGGCGUGCCUGAUGCUGAUGCCGCACUUGCCUAUGUCUUCCGGGCGGUCAACGCGAUCGGGGCCCCUUUGCCUGCUGAGCAAAUUGUGGCUGCCAAGCCCCAACAGCCUGCGCCAGCCCCUGUUCGGCAGCCGGCCCCCAAGCGGAAGCCGUCACCCCCUGCGUCGGGCGUGGUUGGAAGCGAGCAGCCUUCAGAGGGAAAAAGAGCACGAGCGGGCGACGGAGCUGCAGACGUGGUGCGCUUGGACGACAUGAAGAGACUGCAAAGGUCCAACGAGGAGUUGACCAGAGGGAAGGAGGCUCAGCAGCGGACCAUCGAGGCAUUGAAGGCGGACAUGCGGAGCGCCGAGCAGAAGCAUCAGGAAGAGAAGGCGGAGAUGGAAAAGGGCUGGAAGGCGAAGCUGGAGCAAGCACAGGCCGAAGCAAAGGAACACGUGGCAGGCCUGGAGCGGUCGAAAGCGGCCCAGUCGCAGCAGCAGAGCGCCAUAGAAGACCUGCAACGGCGGCUGGAAGCCGCGGGGCAAUCCAGGAAGGAAGCCGACGAGGCCAUCAAAAACCACCUGACGACCAUUAACGAGCUUACACGUGGCCUCGACAACGAGCGGAAGGCCCGGGCCGCCGAGAAGCUCCAGGCAGAGGACGAGCAGAAAGCGGCAGUAGAAAAAGUGCGAGCGGAGGCGCAAGCAGAGCUCGCGCGUAAGACGGAGGGGGCCGAGAGGGAGAAGGAGGAGCAGGCCAAGCGGCUGCAGCAGCUACAGGACACCGAAAAGGAGAUUCGUACGCAGAACGAGUCGUUGCGCGCCAAGCUGGAGCAGCAGCGCGAGCUGCUCGUGGGAGCGCAGGAGCAGGAGCGGCGGCUACAGGCCCGAGUGGCGGAGGAGCGGGCGGGCACGGGGGCGCAGCGUGCGCAACUAGAGGCGGCGCAGGCGGAGCUGCGGAAGAAGGAGGACGCUCUGCAACUAGAGCGGGCCCAGCGCGUCCAGGCGGAGAGCAGUGUCAAGUCGCUGUCGACACGCCUUGAAGAGAUGACCAACAAGCUGGCGUUUGAGACGGAGCGGCUUCACGGCUUAAAGGACCGCAUCCUGGUGCGCGAAACGCAGCUGCGCGCGUUCCACAGCACGACGGCCAAGGCGUUCCCAUUGCUCCAGACCAUGAUGGAGCAGCUCGACACGAUGAGGAGCGUGAGCAAACUGUCAGCAGAGGACGAGCAAGAAAUCACUCGCAGCGGGGGGGAGGGUUCCAAAGGCACGGUUAACCCCCCUGAGGCAAACGAGCUCGCGGAGGGGGGCGAGGAUGACACUGGAAACAGCCCCCUGAGGCGAGAUGAGGAGAUGGCGGACGCAGAGGAGGCGUGGAGAGAUGUCAAUAUGACGCAACUCGAAGAGGAUGAGGAGUUCGUCUUGAGCACCGCGCCUGUGAGGCGGACUCCGCAGAAGACCCCCCCGAAAAGUUUGCGGGUUGCGUCGCCCGCUCAGAGGGGGUCAGCUUCGAAGACGCCCGGGUUAAGGGCGGGGUUAGCGUCGCCGGGUGGGGUUAGCAGGGCGUUAAAGUUCGGGCAGGAGAACGGGGGUACGUCUCAGGAGGAAGAACAGGAGGGAAGUAAAGACUUGGGGCGGGAAGGGGGUAUGCUUGGCGAAGUGUUUGCCAAACCAGCGGAUCGGGAACCCGUGCAGAAGACGCCUGGAAAGGCGGAGAACGGGGAAGAGGAGCAAAACGGUGGAGAACUAGAAGGAGAAAGAAAACAGGAUGCCGACAAGGAAACGCAGGACGAAGAAGAGAUCGAGAAAGAACAGGAGGGUAGAAAUGGAAUUGAGGGCAAAGAGAAGAGCCAGGACGAGAGUCAACGAGGGAAAGACGAGAGUGAGAAAGUCGAGGGAGAGGGGCUGGGGCCGAGGGACCAGGAGACGUUGCUGAUGGAAGAUGACGUCAUUGGCACUGUUCCCGCUACGUAUGCAGUCGGGACGCUCCUCAUGGAGGAGCCUGAGGGUGGGGAGCUGGGUAGCCUGGAGGGGGGCUUGGGCACAGGCAAAUCUGCCCCCCUGGCGCAGAUCCCGGAGGAAGUGGAAGAGGGGGAGAUCCGGGAUGAUGAGGAGGGAGGGACAGCGGAGGGGCAAGAAUUCACACAGCUGAACAACGGCGCGACGCAGGCGGUGGGAAAACUUCCUGAGGGCGAGAACGAGGAGGAAGUUGGGGGUGAGGAGAAGGAAACUGCAGAAGACGGGGCCGUGCAAAACGGAGAGCGUGCAGGGGGGUCGGAAGCGCAGGCUGAUCAGACCCCCCGGAACGAAGCCCCUCGAGGUGGAAAGGACUCCCUGGAAAAUGGGCAGCCCCCCGAAAGUUUUCAGAUGUCUGAAUAUGCGGACGGUACUCCGAGGGGGGGCUCGGACGCCUUUGAGCUCACGGGAAGCCGGCGGGUUUCUUUGGGGGAUCCGCUGAAGGGGCUCCAAAACCGCAGGGAGAGCACAGGGGGGCGGCGGGAGAGCCUGCUUGAGAAGAUGGACUUGAUAAUGGACGCGGAUUUCACGGACACGGAGAAAGGGGUCCCAGCCAGCCCCGCGGCCCAGGGCGCAACGCAGCUCCUUUCUAACAGCCAACGCGCCAAGCACCCCAGCCCGGACUCCGUUCUGCCCGCUAGCCCAAAACGAGGGGCUAUUAGCAGCCUUCUGGCAGCCGGGAUUGCGGGCGGGUGGCGCAAAGGGGGUUCCGACGGCUUCUGGGCAGGUCUGAAUCUGAACGACAAACCCCCCCCGGCAAGCGCCCCCGCCGGGCCUCGGCCUGUGUUGGCCGGGGCGUCGCCUUCGACGGCGCGGGCGCUGUUCCGGCGGAAGUCUAGCGAGUUUCUCGGGGACUCGGGAUCCGAGCCGGGUGCAAAGCGGUUUAAGGCGGCCGGUGACGACGACGUCGUGCAAGACUCGGGGAGCCAGCGCACAGCGGACGGAGGCCUCCGGACCGAGAGCGUGGCGCGAAAGAGGGGCGGCAGCAGUGAGGAAAAGGAGCCCCUCGAUGACGCCAGCGGCCACGACGAUGACGUCGGCGAGGGGGGCGAUGACGACGAUCCCCCUGCCCGGCCCGCGCGUGAGCUCGUCUCGUCGCAACGGAGCGUCAGCGGGAAGGCCCUCGAAAGCGCGCCGAGCCCCGCUUCCGUCAGCAUUGGGAACCGCCGAGGCCCUGUAGAGGACGACAUUGACGGCGCCGCACAGGCAGAGGAGGCGGACCCCGAGGCCCCACAGGGCCCCGUGGAGACGCAGGCCACCGGAAACGACCUGGCGGGGGGUGGUGAGAGUGACCCGUUUCGGGUGGGGGGGUUUCCUGGCCCGGGCAGCGCGCCUCUUCCGAGCAGCCUGGCGGGCCUGCAGUGCAGCGAGGCGCUGACGUCAGCGCGGACCGCUGACUUCACCGAGAGCCCCGUGGAGCCGACGCCCGCCGCGAUGCCCCCCCCCACGGUGCCUCCCCCGGCACCGAAGGCGCGGACGCCGCGGCAGGCAGAGAGGGUUGGGAGGGGGGGGUUCGGAAAUGACCCCCUGGCGGGGCUGGACGUCAUGCUUGACAUCAUGCGGCCAGCAGGGGACAUGGGCGAGAGUUUGCAGAGCGAUGGAAGGGUUGGGGAUUCGGAGAUUGAGUCGGAGGACGAGGAUUUGUUGGAGGAGGGAGCAAGUGAUUAUGAGGGAGGGGAGCGGGGAGCGCCCGUGGGGACGGAGGUUUUGGCCAACGGGCGGGGCGGGUGA